GAGGCCGAGUGCUUCGACUUGGACGACCAUGGCAGCCCCGAGACCGACUUCCAAGCUUCCACCUGGAGCAAACCGUAUUUUGUUUGUUAAGAACUUGAAUUAUCAAAUUACGGGUGAAGACUUGUACGACCUCUUCGGUCGGUACGGGAGCAUCAGACAGAUUCGCAUUGGCAACGAAGCCAAAACGAAAGGAACCGCAUUUGUUGUGUAUGACGAUGUUAUGGAUGCAAAAAAUGCUCUCGAGCAUCUGAACGGCUUCCACUUGCAAGAGCGGUAUAUCGUCGUCCUUUACCACAUGCCCGCCAAGCAAGAUGCUGCGGCAGCAAAGGCGGAUCUUGCUCGCAGAGAGGAGGAACUUGUGCAACUAAAGAAGAAACACAACCUCGGAGACCUUUAAGCCUCGUUCUCCACCAUUCACCAUACAUUUAGUUUCCAGUCCUGCAUCCGUUGUAUUAUUUCGAGCAUGACCCUAAUGAACAUUAGCUCUCUGUAUUCAUUUCAGGCGGGCAACUACGAAAUCCCCUUCGAGGCGGGUCGCAUGUCAAGAUUCCCAAUAAAUCUGAUGGCAAUAAAGGUACCAACAACAGUAUAACAUCAAUUUGUACGAUACAGCAUCAUAGGAGUAGGUUCACCAAGACAUCGUGCUUUGCCGUCUCACGGCCAUGGACAAUAUCUAGAUAAGUUCCGCAGCAUUAACAGGCAUCUCGUCCUACAAUGUUUUAUGGUUAGCACCGCGACUCAAAGGACUUCCAAGUGACUCACAAUCUGAGUGCUGUAGAAUUGCUCUGCAAGGUACCUGUGAGGACAGAGCCACUAAAACAAUGAGGGCAACUCACCAAUGUCACGGAGGAUGCGGACAUCAUCGACA
This is a messenger RNA of Pisolithus orientalis, 868 nucleotides long. RefSeq lists its product as uncharacterized. Bases 29 to 397 code for a protein of 122 amino acids. The transcript is spliced from 3 exons. Lineage: Eukaryota; Fungi; Basidiomycota; Agaricomycetes; Boletales; Pisolithaceae. The record is from RefSeq and is a predicted model, not a curated record. Gene Ontology annotation, cellular component: cytoplasm; ribonucleoprotein complex; nucleus. Gene Ontology annotation, molecular function: mRNA binding.